Molecule: messenger RNA, 309 nt
Organism: Staurois parvus
Lineage: Eukaryota; Metazoa; Chordata; Amphibia; Anura; Ranidae
Source: the annotation of a GenBank genome assembly
GCUCAUACUGAAAAAGAAGAGGACUACUGGGACUCUGUACUCUGGAGUGAUGAGACCAAGAUAAAUGUUUUUGAAACGGAUGGCUUCAAAACUGUAUGGCAUCGCAAAGGUUAAGAGUACAAAUAAAAAUGCAUGGCGCCUUCAGUGAAACAUGGUGGUGGGCAGUGUUCUUCUGUGGGCUGCAUGAGUGUGGGGGAGUGGCAUUUCAUUAAUAGUAUCAUGAUUCCACAGAUGUACUGCUCUAUAUUGAAAGAGAAGUUUCCCAACAUGUCAAUGAUCCAAAACAUACAUCUAAGGCCACUGUUGCAG